Manduca sexta (tobacco hornworm) is the source of this 2262-nucleotide messenger RNA. RefSeq names its product dynein intermediate chain 3, ciliary. The coding region runs from base 125 to 1831 and encodes 568 amino acids. Gene Ontology annotation, biological process: cilium movement; outer dynein arm assembly. Gene Ontology annotation, molecular function: dynein heavy chain binding; dynein light chain binding. Lineage: Eukaryota; Metazoa; Arthropoda; Insecta; Lepidoptera; Sphingidae. The record is from RefSeq and is a predicted model, not a curated record. Gene Ontology annotation, cellular component: outer dynein arm. The transcript is spliced from 8 exons.
CAGCGGGUGUGCAAAAAGGCCUCGUCUUUUGUCACGCGACUGGGUCACGUGUGCGAUGACGUCACAUCCGGUCAAAAUGGACGAGAUCUUACUCCCUAGGUCCUGAUGUCGCAUACUUUACAAAAUGGAUAUCACUUACUCAUAUACUCUGAAGCGACACGAGUUUGGUAAGCAGCCUCUGUUCUGUGAACAAGGGCCGGAGAUGUGCGAUAGUAUAGUCGCCAACAUCACCGAGCAUCGCAACUACAUCCUGCGGAAUCCAGUGCACCAACCAGUGCAGAAUGCACCAGUCUUCUCUGAGAACCAUGUGAAUACUGAACGGGCCGAGUACUCCAGCUCGGGCGCCAAUCACUCGGAGGGCGGCUGGCCCAAGGACGUUAACCUUCUAGAUCCUGAGAUGACACAGCGCUAUCGACGCAAAGUCGAAAAGGAAGACAACUACAUCCAUUGCGUUAUGACCAUGGCUCCGGGCAUGGACCACUACGUGCUACAGAAUAAUGCGAUCGAUAUGUACCGCACGUACUACGCGGAGAUGCCGUCGCUGCCCACCCUCGACCGGAACAGCUGCCGCACGGUGAACGUGUACCGCGACGGUAGCGACGCCGCAGCGCAGCGGCCCGUCAGCUCCAUCUGCUGGCAGCCAGACGGUGGGCAGCGGUUCGCAGUCACAUACGUGGAUGUCGACUUCAACCGACAUUCACGCGGCUCUCUCAACUGCUACAUCUGGGACUUGGAGAACGCGAACCAGCCUGAAGUGACGUUUAUGCCUCCGUGUCCAAUGCUCGCUUUAGUAUACAAUCAACGCGACCCUAACGCACUCGCUGGAGGGCUGAUGACCGGGCAGGUAGCGAUCUGGGACAAGCGGCGCGGAGGCGGGCCGGUGGGAAUAUGUCCGCCGCACGUGGCGCACCGCGACCUCGUCAACAACGUGCUGUACAUCAAUGCUAAAUCGGGCCAGGAAUUCUUCUCCACCGGUCCUGAUGGGGCUUGCAAGUGGUGGGAUGCGCGGAACAUGAACGACCCGACAGAUGAAAUGAUCAUCGACGUGGUGAAGUCUUCUUUCGAUGUACAGUCGAUGGCGAACUCCAAUGGAGUUUGUAGUCUAGAGUUCGAGCCCACAAUGCCGACGAGGUUCAUGGUGGGGACCGAGAAUGGGUUCGUCAUCGCAGGCAACCGUAAAGGAAAAACACCGAUGGAAAAGUUACCCGUCAAGUUCGAUGCGCAUAACGGUCCGGUGUGGUCAGUGGAGCGCAACCCUAACUUCCUAAAGAACUUCCUGACGGUGGGCGACUGGACGGUGCGCGUGUGGAGCGAGGACUGCCGCGAGUCGGCCGUGCUGUGGUCGCCGCCGCAUCGACACAAGAUCACCGCCGGCACCUGGAGCCCCACCAGGCUUUCCCUAAUGCUGCUCGCCCAGGGUAACGGUAUCCUGGCGAUAUGGGAUCUGCUGCGGCGCCAGCACGAGCCGUCGUUAACCAUGCAGGUCUGCGAGGAAUCGCUGCUGCGUCUGCGCAUGCACGAAGCGGGAUCGCUGAUCGCGUGCGGGAGUGAGAAGGGCAACGUCUACAUGGCGGAGGUAUCCCAGAGUCUGUCGCAGUCUGAUAAGAACGACAAGGUUCUGAUGACUGCGAUUUUAGAACGAGAGAGUAAGCGCGAGCGCAUCCUGGAAGCGCGGAUGCGGGAGAUCCGCCUGAAGAUGCGCCAAGCUGAAGAGUCCAGCCCGGCCGCGUCUGCUACCGAACUUGACCCUACGCUGGGCGACCACGACCUCGCCGAUGCCACCACGGAGUACAUGGCGGUUGUGAAGAAGGAACAGGGCAUGCUUGUGUAACUGUCUACAAAGCAAAAUGUGUACAAUAUUAGUUUAUGCAUAUAAGGUUCAAUACAGCAUACAUUGCUUCUACAAUGCGAGUAAUGUUGUUUGUACAAGGCAAGUUCUAAAGAAAGCAGGUUGAAAUCGGACGCAAUCUCUCAAGUUACAUCUUAUUCUAGACAGCUCCGAUCAAAUCUCUAAUCUUUAGACUGCGCCCACCGAGUCUAGUCUCCAGUGUAAAUGAGCCUGUGCCUACUCCGUUUUGUUAAUUAUACUAGUUUCGAGUCGUUUUAAUGUUAUAGAUAUGUUUACGUUUGUAGCAUUUAAUUUGUAGUAGUAUAUUUAUAACAUAGCAUAUUUCUUAGCCACAUUUAUAUUAGUUACAAGUAUAUUUCAGAUGUUAAUUUAUAAUUUAUGAUACAAUAUUAAUUUUAUCAUUAAUUUGUAAU